CUCAUCGACUCAUUUGUUCAAGUCCAACCACCAUUUCUUCUUCUUCUUCUUCUUCUUCUUCUACAAAGUGAAAUGUCAACGAUUCCCUUCACUUCCAAAUGCAACAACUAUACUUCUUCAACCUUCUUCUCCUAUUCUCUUCCUCUCCUCUUUCCUCGCCACAGCUUCACCACUUCUAUCAACCUUUCUCGAACUCGUAUCUUUUGCCAAUCUCAAUCCAAGAUAAGAAGGUUCUCCCCUUUAUUAGAAAGUUCAUUGCUUUCUGGUAAUGAUGGUGUCGUCUCGGAUGAGUGGAAAACAGUUCCUGAUAUUUGGAGAAGUUCUGCUGAGAAGUAUGGUGAUAAAAUUGCUCUCAUAGAUCCAUAUCAUGAUCCUCCUUCAACUAUGACUUACAAACAGUUGGAGGAUGCAAUAUUGGACUUUGCUGAGGGCUUGAGAGUUAUUGGAGUAAGUCCCAAUGAAAAGAUUGCGCUUUUUGCUGAUAAUUCUUGUCGCUGGCUUGUGGCAGAUCAAGGUAUGAUGGCAACCGGAGCAAUCAAUGUUGUUAGGGGUUCAAGGUCAUCAAUUGAAGAACUGCUGCAAAUAUACAACCACUCUGAAAGCAUUGCACUAGCUGUGGAUAAUCCAGAAAUGUUUAAUCGGAUUGCAAAAGCGUUUGAUUUGAAGGCUUCAAUGAGAUUUGUUAUUCUGCUGUGGGGAGAAAAAUCAUGCCUGGUCAAUGAAGGAAGCAAGGAAGUGCCAAUUUUUACAUUCACGGAAAUCAUGCAUUUGGGACGAGGGAGCCGCAGGUUGUUUGAAUCCCAUGAUGCUAGGAAGCACUAUGUGUUUGAAGCAAUAAAAUCUGAUGACAUUGCUACUCUUGUAUACACAAGUGGUACUACUGGAAAUCCAAAAGGUGUUAUGCUAACCCAUCAGAAUCUUUUGCAUCAGAUUAAAUUUUAUUCGGACAUUGUACCUGCUGAAGUUGGGGAUAGAUUUCUAAGUAUGCUGCCUCCUUGGCAUGCAUAUGAAAGAGCUUGUGAGUAUUUCAUUUUUUCAUGCGGUGUUGACCAAGUAUAUACAACUGUGAGAAACUUGAAGGAUGAUUUGGAGCGUUACCAGCCGCAUUACUUGAUUUCUGUUCCUUUAGUUUAUGAAUCGUUGUACAGUGGGAUCCAGAGGCAGAUUUCUACGAGCUCCCUUGUUAGAAAGCUUGUUGCACUGACAUUCAUCAGGGUCAGCUUAGGGUACAUGGAAUGUAAGCGGAUUUAUGAGGGUAAAUGUUUAACCAAGAACCAGAAGUCGCCUUCGUAUCUCUAUGCAAUGUUGGAUUGGCUAGGGGCAAGAAUUAUUGCCACAAUAUUAUUUCCAAUUCAUAUGCUGGCAAAGAAACUUGUCUACAGUAAAAUCCAUUCAGCUAUUGGAUUCUCUAAGGCUGGAAUAAGUGGUGGUGGUAGCUUACCUUCUCACGUCGAUAGGUUUUUCGAGGCAAUUGGUGUGACAUUGCAGAACGGAUAUGGUUUAACAGAAACUUCACCAGUUAUUGCUGCUCGACGACUUAGUUGUAAUGUUAUCGGAUCUGUCGGGCAUCCACUUAAGCAUACAGAGUUUAAAGUUGUAGAUUCUGAAACUGGUGAAGUUCUUCCACCUGGUUAUAAGGGAAUUUUGAAAGUCAGGGGCCCACAAUUGAUGAAGGGAUACUACAAGAAUCCUUCAGCCACAAAUCAGGCCAUAGACAAGGAUGGCUGGCUGAAUACUGGUGACAUAGGUUGGAUUGCUGCCUACCAUUCAUCUGGACGGAGUCGUAAUUGUGGCGGUGUGAUUGUUGUUGAAGGUCGUGCUAAAGACACCAUUGUGCUUUCAUCAGGUGAAAAUGUUGAACCGGUAGAACUUGAAGAAGCUGCGAUGAGGAGUAGUCUCAUACAACAAAUUGUUGUCAUUGGCCAGGAUAAGCGACGUCUAGGAGCUGUAGUUGUUCCCAACAAAGAAGUCUUAAAGGCAGCAAGGGAAUUGUCAAUUAUAGAUUCCAAUAGUUCAGAUCUCAGUCAGGAAAAUGUGACCAGUCUGAUAUAUAAUGAAUUAAGGACCUGGACGUCCGAGUUUCCAUUUCAAAUUGGGCCAAUCCUUCUCGUAAAUGAUCCCUUCACGAUUGAUAAUGGGCUAAUGACACCCACAAUGAAAAUUCGAAGGGAUAGAAUUAUGGCUCAAUACAAGGAGCAAAUAGAGAAUCUAUACAAGUAAUCUUUCCUAAUGCCAAUGGUAUGGCUACAAAUAGUUAAGACUCAACACAGAAACCAAAUGGAGAAUCUAUACAAGCAAACUCUCCUCAUGCUAAUGGCAUGCACAAUAGAGUUUUGGCUGUAGAUAGUAGCAAAAUCCUUAAUCCUUGUUCCUGUCUGUCAUUCCUUUUGUUAUUAUAUUUUCUUAGAGAAUGUAAAUACUGUUCGCUUUCAUUAAUAAAAGAUUUUGUGCCAAUGCAUUAUGUUAUUACAGGACGGAAAUGACUGUUUUCUUCUUUUGAA
Messenger RNA from Medicago truncatula (barrel medic), 2501 nucleotides. RefSeq names its product probable acyl-activating enzyme 16, chloroplastic. Gene Ontology annotation, biological process: fatty acid elongation. The record is from RefSeq and is a predicted model, not a curated record. The coding region runs from base 73 to 2220 and encodes 715 amino acids. NCBI's taxonomy places the organism in Eukaryota, Viridiplantae, Streptophyta, Magnoliopsida, Fabales, Fabaceae. Gene Ontology annotation, molecular function: long-chain fatty acid [acyl-carrier-protein] ligase activity. Gene Ontology annotation, cellular component: chloroplast. The transcript is spliced from 18 exons.